GUAUAAUAGAACAAAAAAAAUCAAUGACUUAUAAGAAGCUUCCUCUGUUAGGGUUAGGGUUUCUUCUGUUCCUCGGCCUUGUCAUCGGCUCAGCUCCGACCACCUUGGCAGAGGAUCCUCUCUGUCCCAAGACCGAAACAUUUAGCCGCGCAAGCUUUCCUAAAGGCCUGAUCUUUGGUACUGGCGUUGCUUCUUAUCAGGUUGAAGGCGCAGUCAAUGAAGGUUGUAAAGGUCCGAGCAUGUGGGACGUCUAUGUCAAGAAAUUCCCACAGAGAUGCAAUAACGAAAACGGCGACGUUGCUGUCGAUUUCUACCAUCGUUACAAAGAAGAUAUACAGUUGAUGAAAAAGAUGAACACUGAUGGGUUUAGAUUCUCCAUUGCAUGGCCAAGAAUAUUUCCCCAUGGGAGGAUGGAGAAAGGAGUGAGCAAAGCUGGGAUUAAAUUCUACCACGACCUCAUCGACGAGCUCCUAGCCAAUGGCCAAACGCCGUUAGUGACAGUGUUUCAUUGGGACAUCCCCCAAGAUUUGGAGGACGAGUACGGCGGCUUUUUAAGCGAGCUCGUCGUGAAGGAUUUCGUGGAAUAUGCGAAUUUUACGUUCCAUGAAUACGGAGACAAAGUGAAGAACUGGAUUACAUUCAACGAGCCGUGGGUAUUCAGCCGUGCGGGCUACGACAUCGGAAAGAAAGCACCUGGACGUUGUUCUAAGUACAUCAAAGAGGAAUGCCAAGACGGAAGAUCAGGAUACGAAGCUUACUUGGUCAGCCACAAUUUGCUUAUUGCCCAUGCAGAAGCAGUGGAUGCGUUUAGAAAGUGCGAGAAGUGCAAAGGUGGUAAAAUUGGAAUUGCGCAUUCCCCGGCUUGGUUCGAACCAGACGAUCUCAAGGGAGCACACCCUGAUGCCACCGUUGACCGAAUCCUUGACUUUAUCCUGGGAUGGCAUCUCGCUCCGACAACAUACGGAGACUACCCUCAAAGAAUGAAAGAUCUCGUCGGGUUUAGACUACCGAAAUUCACCGAAGAUCAGAAGAAGAAACUCAGAAAUUCCACCGAUUUUGUUGGAAUCAAUUACUAUACCGGUUUCUUCUCUACGGACCAUGAGAAUUAUGAUCCUGCAAAACCAAGUUGGCAGGUUGAUUAA
Molecule: messenger RNA, 1142 nt
Organism: Tarenaya hassleriana
Lineage: Eukaryota; Viridiplantae; Streptophyta; Magnoliopsida; Brassicales; Cleomaceae
Product: beta-glucosidase 19-like
Exons: 9
Coding region: 24-1142 (372 amino acids)
Biological process (GO): carbohydrate metabolic process
Molecular function (GO): beta-glucosidase activity
Source: RefSeq, a predicted model, not a curated record